Oncorhynchus nerka (sockeye salmon) is the source of this 2319-nucleotide messenger RNA. RefSeq lists its product as uncharacterized. The record is from RefSeq and is a predicted model, not a curated record. Lineage: Eukaryota; Metazoa; Chordata; Actinopteri; Salmoniformes; Salmonidae. Bases 161 to 1885 code for a protein of 574 amino acids. Gene Ontology annotation, biological process: protein deubiquitination. Gene Ontology annotation, molecular function: cysteine-type deubiquitinase activity. Gene Ontology annotation, cellular component: nucleus; cytosol. The transcript has 12 exons.
AAUAGCCGAAAUCGAAAGUGAAGCCGGUUCAACGUCGUUGUUUUUCCUUAGAGGUGACAACUCGAAGUGACGCUUUUCGGCUACAAGAAUACACGAAUAAAUCGGUCAUUAGGUGGGUGUUCUAUGGCGUUUAUUUGGACUGUGAAAACUACUGUAAACAAUGGAGCUGAACAUUUCAACAAGACACUACCAAGGCUCAAAAGCAUUACUUCCCACCCCAGGACCAGAACACCAUGGCCUCUAUAAUCAAGGGGCAACGUGUUAUUUGAACAGUGUGCUGCAGGUCCUCUUCAUGACAAAAGAAUUCAGAGAGGCUGUUGAAAGUAAUAGGCCUCCUCAAGAAGAAGACACUGUUGAUCUUCAGCUGAAAAAGUUGUUUACAACUUUACGUGAAAUUGAAACUAACACAAAGGGCAUCUCAUCAAUACUAGGCAUUGAUGAUGUAUACAUGCAAUGUGAUGCGGCUGAGUAUUUUGAGAAGAUUUUAGGCAUGGCCAAUCCUGAAGUGUCAAAGAUCUUCAAAGGACAAUUGAGGCACAUCACUACCUGUUUAGGAAAACAUGUGAUGAGUGAUGGAUUUGGUCCAUUUUGGACACUGCCCCUCUCAAUAGCAGAUCCCUCUGACUGUUACAAAACCUUCAGUGUGAAAGACGGCUUUAAGGAGUUCUUCAAGUCUUCAUCUGUCACUGGGGAAAACCAGAUGUACUGUGAUGAAUGUGAAAAGAAAUUAGAUGCAACCAUUGAAUGCAAGAUGGAAUAUCACCCAGAAAUUCUUACUCUGCUCCUCAAGCGGUUUGAAUUUGACUACUACAGCAUGUCAUAUGUCAAAAUCAACUGCUGCGUGGAUGUGCCUCACACACUACAGACAGAGAAAUGUGAAUAUGAACUCUAUGCCAUUGUGGACCAUUUCGGAAGUCUUGGAUGUGGACACUACACUGCUAAGAUCAAGUCCUUUGAAGAUCAUAACUGGUAUGAGUUCAAUGACUCAUACGUUACAAAGGUCCAACCAGCUCCACUGAUUGACAGUUCUUGCAGUGCUUAUCUACUGGUGUACAGGAAAUCACAUGCUUCAGAUCGUGAGAACCAUGGAACCAACCAAGUUCACGGUUCACUCCGAGAGGAUGGGGUUACAGAGGUUGGAGAGCAUGUUCAAAUAAAGACAAGUGGAGAUGAUCAUCACGGGGUUGAUGGAAAUAAAGGACAGGGACAACAUGUUGCGGUCAGAAGAAAGGAAAAUGUAGGAAAGGCAGAUACAGGAAGAGAUGAUGAUUUGAUAGAGAGAAGACAGGAGAUGCACACAGGAGAAGGGAGAAAGGAGAAAGGACACAGGAGAAAGGAUGUGGAUGGAACAAGACGGUAUGAUGUGGUUUUGAUAACAGAGAAACAGCAGAGUCCAGAGAUAUGUCGGAAAUUAGGCAGACUCCGUGUGUUUCAUCAUGACUAUAUUUUGCCCAUCAGGUAUUCAUCGUUGAAAGAAGAGGAUAAUGCUGUGGAGAAAACAGAACAGGAUGAUGUAGUGAGAAGGGUAGAUGAGGACAGUGAGGGUGUCGUGGUAAAGGGAGAAACGCAUCUCGGUGAGACAAAGACAAGUCUGACCAAGUACGGAGAGUCUUCCAGCUCUACAAAUAGGUGUGAGACCAUCCCAUCACACCAAGAGUUCAAUGAACUCAGAAGGAAAGAAAUGCAAAGAAGAAAGGACGAAAAGGAUGCCAAUUACAGUCAGUUCCUUGCUAACAUUCAGGACAACAAGCUGAGAGAGGUUCUUGAGAGGCAGAAGAAGAACAAGGCUCACUGUGGUUUCAGGCGCUUCUGGGGUGUCCGUGGCAAGCACACCAAGGCCAUCGGUCGCAGUGGUCGCGUCGUUGGUAUGUCUAAGAAGAAGUAAACUAUGUCCCGACUCCCCAUGUGUCAAUAAAUGCCACAGUUCACACACAAAAACGAUGCAAGAAGAAUGAAAAGAGAAGUGUAGAAGAGAUGGAGCUUUUGGGUAAAGACAAGAAAAGAAGAAAGAGGAACUUCAGGGAAGGAGAGGAGGGAAUGGAAAAGAAGUGAGAUGGCUACAUUUGAAGUUUCUGUUUUGUCCAAUUUGAAAACUGGAAGAGGAAUGUAUGGAAUAUGGAAUAUAUUCUGAUUUUGGGAACAAUUCUGCCUUUAACCCUGUAUUAUCUUUUUAUAUAUGUUUAACAACUAACUUUAACUAAAGUCCUGUUAUUAGCCUCUUUUAUGUUCAACAUCGUUCAUCACUUUACUCAGAUGACUUUCUUGUCCAAGUGUUUACAAAGUACUGUAUAUUAAAGAUGCUUUGUAUGCAGAGAAUAA